Echinococcus granulosus is the source of this 7368-nucleotide messenger RNA. RefSeq names its product FRAS1-related extracellular matrix protein. NCBI's taxonomy places the organism in Eukaryota, Metazoa, Platyhelminthes, Cestoda, Cyclophyllidea, Taeniidae. The transcript is spliced from 22 exons. The record is from RefSeq and is a predicted model, not a curated record. The coding region runs from base 1 to 7368 and encodes 2455 amino acids.
AUGAUACGUCUCCGACUCCCCAUUUUACUGCUAUUUUUGUUAAUUAUUUUCACCGGAGUAUUGCCAGCCCCGCAACAGGAUCCCGGUUCUAAUAUCGGGACCACCUCGGACUCAUUUAGCCUCCUGGCUGUCAAUCCUCUUUUACCGCCUGCCAGAUUGAAAGUGUAUAGGGGGCAAUGGACACCACUUCUACGGCAACAUCUUCCGAUCACCAAACGAGUCCUCCGAAAUGGACGCCAUGUAUGUCGCAUUGAGAUGGAGGAAUUGGCGCCCAUCUUCUCCGUGGUUGGACAUCUUGAACCCAAAAAAUUCGACUGUUCCUUCAGGGAUGGAGAAGUGCGCUACUACCAUGAAGGCAAUCCGCUACUAAACAUGGACACAGUUCGAGUAACAAUCUUCUUCUUUCGCAACAACCACUCCAUCAUCCAGACUGCGGACAUCCCCGUGGAUAUAAUGGAUUUGCCUGAAAAAGGUGGUGAAAUGGAUCAAACAUUUCCACGACCCAGAAUUCACGGUCCUCUUGAACUUAACGUGAAGAGUAUUAAGGCUGCCAGUCAGGCAAUCAGCGCGUCCGUUUUAAAAAUUGACUACAAUCCAGAAGAAGAGGAGUGUUGCCUCUCCUUCACACGACCCGACAUACUAUCUCCGGGCGAACAACGGCGAAAGCAAAACCAACUGGAAUCUCAGAUCGGACGUCCUCUGGUGACACCUUGGUGGGAGGCGAACUGGGGCCUGUGGACACCGCGUCUUGGGCGUCCCUCAGCCAGCGGACCUGCUAUUGGGGCUAGUCGAAGGUGGCCCCUGUUUGGCCACAUUAUCGCCGCAGCCUUCAACAGAACCGCUGUCGAUCAUUUUGAGCAUGAGUGUCAUGAGGCUUUGCUCAAGGGAUAUAGAUACCUGCAUCGAAAGUCGGAUAGUUCCGAAGCCGAUUACAUCCCUCUACAGGUGAAUAUUUGGAGGAAAGUACCCGAUGGUGGUCGCGAGUUUGUGACACGCGAAGCUCGGUACCUCCGGGUCAGUAUUGCUGGGGCGCGCAAGCUUGAACCCCCAGUGAUUCGUAUUUUUAGGCAGGUGAAUUUGACCCACAUCGGUGGCAGCUUCUCCGUUUUGCCGAAGGACUGCAUCCACGUAGUGAAUCCAGACUUGGAAGACCUAUUAGAGGUGAAUGUGACCAAGGUUCAAGGUCCACUCUACGCUCAGCUAGUCAAUUUGCGCGAUCCCACCCGACCUGUGUUGAGCUUUCGCAUCGCCGAGCUACGCAAGGGCCUCAUUGCCCUCCAGCUCCUCAAUUACGCUGAGAUGAUUGAAAAGAUAUUUACCCUCACUCUGGUGGCAAUCGACCCCUUCAUGCAAGUUAGCGAGCCGGUCAAUCUAAGAUUGGUUAGUCGUCUGCAGCCGGUCUUUCCCACUCGCCUGCUGGGCUCCUCCAUGGGACACAAGCCAUUCGUUUUUCAGGUCUUCUCCCUUCCCCUCUUCUCCUACACUGGAGCGCUGAGCAUCGUGCAAAGGUACAACCUGCAGGUCGUGGGCUACAUAGACGAGUCGAUGGUACGUUUUCAAGUCCUACCGAACAGGGAAGAAGAGGAGUACUUUAAACUCUUUAACACCACGGGUAUGGGUGGAGGUCACCUUCAACUGUUGGGCAUGCCAUUGGUGGAUGGAGGCGCCACUACCCCCACCACCUCCGCCUCUACUGCAUCCUGGACGCUCAACGAGAUUGCAGGUCAGCAGCUGCUCUACGCUCAUCCUGGCAGCCUGCACCCCACGGUAGAUCGGUUUCGCCUGCACCCUAUGCUUGACAUUCAGCGUGCCGGCUACCACCAAUGGAUGAGGGUUGCGAGGCAGCGCAUACGCCGAAAUGCUGGCGUAUCUGAGUCGGAGUUGGAACUACCUGUUCGUGUUGUGAGGCUCUAUGAGAAUGCCCGAGAGAGCGCCUUGAAAAAGGAUAUCACAAUCAAUCUGCAUCACGGCGCCGCCCACUGCUUUACCUCCGAGGAGCUCAUCACACCAUCAGCUCUCGAGGCAGUCCGUUCCGAUUUCAUAGAUUUGAAAUUUCACGUGAAGUUUCACCCCUCGCAGGGUCGUCUGAUGCGGCGCUCUAUGCUACUCCGUUUCGCCUUUAACAACUCAACACAACAGCGGCGUCGGAAACCACUUAUUAGCCUCACUAAAGAAGGAGUGGAGGCAGUUGAUGGUGAUGGAGGUGUCGGUACUGCUGACGCAAAGGGGAUAUCGCAGAUAAGUGUUAUCAGUAUGAUUGAUCUUGAGGCUGAAGAGAUCUGUUACCUCGGUCUAAGGCGUGACUCGAGGGCGGAUAUGUUUGGGUUGCAGCAGACUGGACAAAACAACUUUCCAACUGUGGCUGUGAACAUAAAUAUCCUUCCAAAACCGAAGUACCAGCUGAUUCGCCGCACUGACCCUAAUCAGGAGCCACUGGAGGUGGCCGAGAGCGUCAAUUUUGCUGUCCUUGAAUCCACCAAUCUAUGCUACGUGGUUCGACCUACGCGACAGUGGCUGCGCUCCUCUGCCCACAACCUCAUUCCAUUGAUGCCCAACACUACAGGCGUACUCUACAGCCUCACUUCCCAGCCUCGAUUCCUUAUAACACCGUCAGCAGCGACGCUUGAGAGUAGUACAUCAGCAGUGUCAGGGCAGCACGGAGCUGCUGACGCAGGUCGCUUGGUCUCGCUGGCGACGAUGAGCGCCUCGCAAAUGGAAGGGGAUAUGGCUCUUCGACCAGGCCUCACUAAUCUGCUUCGCGAACUAGAGCCCACAGGUUUAAGCCACUUCACGCAGGCACAAAUAGAUGCUGGAGAUAUUGUCUAUGUGCCUCCGGUGAAGGAUCUCGGACCUAGUUUAUUGAAAUCACUUGAGGUGCACAGGGACGGCGAGUUAAUGAUCGACAAUAGUGUUUUGUAUCUUUCCGAUGAGGAUACUUACUUCGAUCGUCUAGCUCUACGAGUCACAAGGGCGCCAAAACAUGGAAACCUCUUUCAGAUGAUGCAGCAUCCAAUGUUCAAUAACACUAAUGCAAACUAUAAAACUACUGCUACAACUGCACCGCUUGCUAACCGUCGAAAGAUUUCCGAGGGAGAAGAAAUUCCUGCUGGUCUUAUGAGAGCCGGUAAACUCAGUUACAAGCAAGACGGUUCUAAUGUAAAGGAAGACAGCUUCAAUCUGACUGCUACAGACGGUCGCCAAGACUCCGAAGUUGUCAAUCUCAAAGUCGCUAUUCGACCUCGAGUGCUCCUUGAACCAGUGUGGAACUUACUAGUGAAUAACAGCAUUAUUGUUGAGGAGAACUCCACAGUUAUGCUCCAUCCGUCUGUCUUUCCUCCCCUAACAUUGCCAGCAAUGCGUGGUCCUCGAUUUUUUGUGGUUGUGCCACCGACAAAGGGCAAACUGCUGCUAGACAAGAAACGAAAAACCGCCCAAUUUUCCACUAGUGAUGUUGCUAACAGUCGUAUUUCUUAUCGUCACGGACCUGCAGAGAUUGGAACCGAGGAUAAGGUGGAUUUGGUGAGGGUUUGGGACUUUAAAACGGGAAAGAUAUUUUCGCUGAACUUUACCCUUUUACCCGUUAAUAGUCAACCACCUACUAUCACGGCAUUGGCACCGCUACAGGUAAAUGAAGGUAGUGCAGUCGUUCUCAGCCAUCAGAUCAUCUCAGUGCGUGACCCUGAUACAGUGGAUUCGCAAAUUAAAGUGAAAUUGGUCACCCAUCCCAAAUGGGGUCAUUUAGAACUACGUCCUGAGAAUAAUACUUCCAUCGGUUCGACGGAAUUUGCAUUCACAGGUAGAGAUCUCAUCACCGGUCGUGUGUUCUACGCAAAUUCUCGUCACCAAGAUGGUCUUGAGUCCGUCUCUGACAUCUUCUCCCUCCGAGCCUACGAUGAAAUGUUCCCCUCCCGUGAAUCAACACCCAUUCAUGUGUCUAUCCACCCUGUAAACGACGAAGUACCUUCCGUGAGAUUGGUGGAGUACUUUGCAGUUCCGCUUAACGGUCGCCGCGUCCUCACACCUUAUCUCUUCACCAUAAGUGAUCGUGAUGUACCAAGAGACAUCCUCCAAAUCUCCUUCCCUCGAUUACCGCGUUUUGGUCACCUAACCGUCCACUGGCAGCACGGAGAGCAGUAUACCAUUACAGAGGCUUCUGCACCCAUUGCAGAAAGCUACUUGGGCAUGAUGAAUAUUGUGUACAUUCAGAAUGGUAGCGUGCAGCUUCCGGCAAGGGACAGCUUCACGGUUUCUGUCUCUGACGGUCUGCAUGUGGUCAAGAAGUCGGCGUACGUCCUCUUACGUCAGGAAAACCGAUAUGCGCCUGAGAUACGGGUGACAGAAGAAGGCGGAUUAGUGUUGGAAGGUCUAGCCUGGCGGCAAUUGACCUCAGUCCUGACUAUAUCGGACAUGGACACACCAGGGGAGGACUUGGUAAUCAUUGUGGUACGUGCACCAAAGUUGGGUCAAGUGGAGCGCUUGCAGCGCCAGGAUGUUACGGGGGUACCGGCGCAGGAGGACCUCAUUGAAGCUGCAAUGGAUCAAUACGAGGCGGAGGUGGACGGCGAGAAACGAAAUACAAGAAACCUAAAGGAAGGUGAUCGAUUUACCAGGAGACAACUGGACACCGGGCGUAUCUACUAUACGUAUACAGGAGAGUACACACAGGCCUAUGUCUACGACUUGAUAACCCUCUCAGUGUCUGACGGUCAAUUUGAGGCAGGCCCGGUUGACUUACCAAUACGGAUUAGGGCGACAAAAGGUCGAACCAACCCAAUGGUUCAGUCACAGUCUUCGCUUUAUGAACUACUUGAUAAAGGUCGAUUCGAUUCCGACACACUUUUAUCUGAUGCAGCCUCCGAGCUGUGGGAAACCAAGGAGCAAAAGACAGAGGAGCCUAGCAUAUUUCUGGACAAUUUCAAAGUUACUGUUGCAGAGAAGAUAGAAGUUGCAGCUGGUGAACGUCGAACUCUCACAGUAGAUGAACAUAUUCGUAUAGAACCGAUUGGGGUGGACGGUUCCCUCGAAAAUGUAAAGGAGACGCUUGCCACUGCCAAUUUUCAGCACCUUGAAUCAGAAAUGAGUCGUCGUGGAUGCAUCCUCUUGGCAAGAGCCAACACGAGUUCAAAUUACGCCUUGACGGAGUUCACUUAUAAGGAUGUUGUACACGGUCAGAUAAUGUUAAAUGCUGAGUCGUGUUUUGGAAAAUCACCACUGGAAGGAGCAAUCAGUCUGCUGUUGUCGAUUCCCCUACAAAAGCCUGUUUCUUUCACCAUUCCAAUUAGGAUAAUUGGUGAAGUGGACCAUUUUCCACGGCCAACAGUCGCCAUCGGUCAGCCCAUUUCGAUUAUUCCAGGUGCUGACAUACCACUCACGUUAACACAUCUGAAUCUCUUUUACACUGGUAUGGAUCCCACAAAGGUCUAUUUCUAUUCUUCCAAUGGUCGCUUUCACUGGAAACAUGACUGUAACGUCACUGCUAAGGUCUUCUCCUUCUUCAACAUCAUCCAUGAUGACAUAGUCUACCAUCACACAGCUGAUGCUACUGCACCCCGCCUUAUUCUCGUCAAUCUAAACCACCUCGAGGUCGAUUUCAACGCCAUCCAGAUCGAGCGCUUCAUUGAAUCGAUUAUCCCACUCACGGAGUCCAGUCCACUGCUACAGUACCUGCGUGCGGAUUCACCAGACCACAUCACUUCAGAGCCAAUCACUCUGCGCAUUACAACUGAUGACCUCUACACACAUGUGAUCAGCUCAGGUCGAAUUUUCAUCCGUGCACCCGGCCCAGAAGAACUGACACGCGUUCGAGCGGGAGAAAUGGGUUUCUUCCUUACUCCCAAGCAUCUUCUAGCUUCAGACGCCUCUGUAGUCUACUCACUGGAUACAAAGAUGCGGGACAAAUGGGUGAUCAUUGAUGUAAAGAGUGGUGAGGCGAUGAACCGGUUCACGCAGGAGGAUGUGAAUCGAUUGCGUCUGGCUCUAGUGGUGUUCUCACAUCCACUGCAGACAAAAAUCACCUCCUUUGGACGUCAAAAGACGAGAAUAGAGACGAGAGUUAAUGUGGGGUUGAGUCUUUUUGAGCCUAAAUCCCGUGCUACUGAGAACAUCACUCUUAGCGUAUACUGGGCCCAAGUCGGAUUCGACAGAAAGCGCUACCGCAUCUGUGUUAGCUCAGGAGUUCUUGCACUACCACUCGUUCGUCAUGGGGCGCUCGGACAUCACGUGGAAGUCUAUGUCGGUUUAAACGACACCACCGAUCUGAAAACUCUGGAUGUCGACAUUCUCUCUCCCAAAUUGGUCGUUUUUGAUGCAGGCACAAUAUUUGAACCGCUAUUUGUUGUUGUUAUUACCUUUCCAGACGAGGUUAUAAAGCAGGUCAGAAUGCGUGUUACUUUGAGUAGUGAGAUGUCAUCGGAGAAACAGUUCUUUACUGUCGCCGUUAAAGCCCCAUCAGGUGCCGUAUUGGAUGGAAAUAGCGAGGCCCAUAUUGUGAUGCUCGGCAAAAGGAAGUGUCGAAAUUCGCCCUACUUCACCGCGUUCAAUACUUCUAAUGGAGUCGGAACAGGAGACGAGGUAGGACACAGUCGUCGGGUGUCCCUUCACGAUUGGUUGGCCUCCAACGUCAUUCCUGACUCUAACGCACUCAACAAGGCCUACUUGAUAUCCAUGCAGCGACGCAAGCGUGCUCCUGCCUUUUCUUGCGACUCUAGUUGGACACUGUAUCAAAGUCGGUGCUACCGAUUCUUCCAUCACGAAAACCUAACAUGGUUGGAAGCACGCGAUCACUGUGAGAAUGAACGAGGGUACUUGGCUAGCGUUCCUGAUGCAAGCACUAGCACCUGGCUAAAAACUCUUCUUGGUUCCUACUCAAGCCGCCUCUGGAUCGGCCUCCACAAACCAGUGGCGAAUGGAGCCUGGCUGUGGCACAGCAUGGAGCAGACUAACUUUGUCAACUGGGAGUCGGGUUACCCCAAAAACCUGCGUGGUAAAUUGCCGCGCCAAACCAGUCAUCUGCGUCGUCGUCUCUUCCGUCGUCACCCAUCACCUCCCCUUAAAACAGCAGAACAUACGGUAUGGCGUAGCACCUCUGCCUAUGGUUACAGCCGCUCGCCUCGAUCGGCGUCCAAUGGAUGGCACCAGCGGGAGGCCCUGGGCCAGGAACUUGGUUUGCAAAGGUUGUGUGUCAAUCUAGACUCCGGACGUGGCAUGGUCUGGCGCAAUGCGGCAUGCGCUCCUGGCGUCUCUGCAGUUCUUCAUAGUCUAUUGCCGGUCUGCGCCGCAAAAUUUACGAGUUUGUUAGGAAAUGUCACCACACCUGUUCCAUAUACCAUUUUAACAGGUCUUGUGCACAUCAAUCUGGCACUUGGGUAG